GACAAUGGAGUUUAGUGUCCAGCGCAUGUCCAGCCGGAGCCACUGAGACAGUUGGUACGGUGAUCGGGGGCUUUUGUUAUGAAUUUGUGGACAAGGAAACCAACUGGUACAAUGCCGUGGCUGGCUGCGAGGCUAAAGGGGGUCGACUGCUGGAAAUACCGUCAGCAGAAGUUCAGGACUUUGUGGACGUCAACCUGAUCGCGUACAGGCAGAACCAGGAGCUCGGGAUCUGGAUAGGAGCCAAGAGGGCCACUAAUGCGGAUUCCACCGGUGGGGCCUGGUUUUGGCACAAGUCGAACACCAAGCUCUCGUACGAGAACUGGGCGCAAGACGAACCCUCAAUGUUUUGGAAUUCCUAUUACGACCCCGAGGAGUGUGCCUAUAUGAGAUACGACAAGUCUUGGCAGUGGAACGACUUUCCCUGCACUGAUACGUAUUGGGGGAGUCACAGCUAUAUCUGUGAAUAUGUUGGUGAGGGUUCCCUAGACACCAGUGGGGGUAUCUACCACGGUGGGUCAAACGUCACAGAAAUGGCACUGACCAUGGAGCCUACUACUACCACUACCACACCCGAGGUCCAUGACGGCAGCGCUGGCAGGAGCGGCUCUGACGACAGAGCUCAAAGUGAAAGUACUGUAGCGCCACUAUUGCCACAUCUGACGCAUUUCUUUUCUGUGGCCGGAUUCACCAUUGCUAGUAUCCUGCUUGUGGCUGUGGUGAUACUUUUUGGUGUAUAUAUAGUGCGGAAGUUUCGACAAGCCAAGACAGGUGACAACCAAAACACGCCUCUUUUUCACAAAAGUCAGCCUAAGCAGUCGGUGCCGAUAUCAGAUUAUGGCUCCCCUAUUUUCCUCUGA
Molecule: messenger RNA, 857 nt
Organism: Lingula anatina
Lineage: Eukaryota; Metazoa; Brachiopoda; Lingulata; Lingulida; Lingulidae
Source: RefSeq, a predicted model, not a curated record